Molecule: messenger RNA, 1260 nt
Organism: Cololabis saira (Pacific saury)
Lineage: Eukaryota; Metazoa; Chordata; Actinopteri; Beloniformes; Belonidae
Product: histone PARylation factor 1
Exons: 8
Coding region: 29-1087 (352 amino acids)
Biological process (GO): DNA damage response; regulation of protein ADP-ribosylation
Cellular component (GO): nucleus
Molecular function (GO): poly-ADP-D-ribose binding; histone binding
Source: RefSeq, a predicted model, not a curated record
AGAGCGACGGAGAGACGAGAGUGAGAACAUGACAGGGCGCGCAAAAAGAAAACCCAAAUCACUUCAGGAGUCAGACUCAACCAAUGGAGAGGUGAAGAAGGCCCGAAGUGAAGAGUCCAAAGCUGCACCGUUGUCGGGAGUGACGUCGGAGCAACGUGAUGAAAUGGUGCAGCUGUAUGGUUUUCAGAUGCCAGAAGAUCUGUACCACUUCUGGGAUUUCUGCAAAGAGUGUUGUCCUGCCAACCCCCGUGGUGCACUGAAGGACACGCUGGAUUUACAGUUGGUUGGUCCCUUUGAUGUUUUGGCCGGAGCUCACAGAAACUCUAAAAACACCGAGCCUAACUUCCAUCUUCACUGGAGGUAUUUUUAUGACCCCCCAGAGUUUCAGACUUUACUGCAGGGAAGUGAGGACAGCCAGCAUCACAUGGGCUACUACAGAGAUACUCCAGACUCCCUUCCUGCAUUUGUUGGGGAAAAUGAAGCUAAGAAAGGCUGCACUAUAAAACAGAUGGGGGAUAACCUGUUUGCGGCUGUUUACUUAUAUUCGCUGAGGAAGAGGAAAGAGAGGAGUGGUAACAAAGCAGAGCUCGAGGCUUGGAAAGACCUGGAGGCAAAGCUGAGGGGCAAAGCUGAGACGCUCGGCUUUUCUUUAGAGCAGAAGACCAAAGGCAUGAAGCAGAGGGACAAGAAGGUGGUCACCAAGACAUUCCACGGUGCUGGCAUCGUUGUACCUGUAGACAAGAAUGAUGUAGGAUAUAGAGAACUGCCGGAAACAGACGCUGGUCUCAAGAAGAUCUGUAAAGCAAUUGUAGAAGCACGCAACGAUGAAGAGCGUGUCAAAGCCUUUGGACCGAUCCAGGAGAUGAUCACCUUCGUUCAGUUUGCUAACGAUGAGUGCGACUACGGAAUGGGCUACGAACUGGGAAUAGACCUCUUCGCUUACGGAUCGCAUUACUUUCACAAGGUUAUCAAGCAACACCUGCCCAUGGCCUACAACUUGCUGAAAAGGAAUUUGUUUGGUGAAAUUUUGGAGGCCCACCUUUCCAGCCGUAGCCAUGACAACCUAGACCAGCUGUCUGCACAUUAAAAAAAAAAAAAAAAAACACUCCGAAGUUUCCGUUCUGGUCCAUAAGCUUUCCUCCCAUGUGUCCUUGUCCUCUGUCGUCAUGUUUUUGGUGCUGUUGCCACUUAUGGGAACCCCUUCAUCGAUUCUUUUGUUUGUAAAAUCUAAUGUCUAAUAAAGCUUUUUUUAUAUUUUUA